Amborella trichopoda is the source of this 2723-nucleotide messenger RNA. Its product is annotated as elongation factor G, mitochondrial. NCBI's taxonomy places the organism in Eukaryota, Viridiplantae, Streptophyta, Magnoliopsida, Amborellales, Amborellaceae. Gene Ontology annotation, cellular component: mitochondrion. The record is from RefSeq and is a predicted model, not a curated record. Gene Ontology annotation, biological process: mitochondrial translational elongation. Gene Ontology annotation, molecular function: translation elongation factor activity; GTPase activity; GTP binding.
UCUCUUCGAGUUACUAGGGCGCCUAACGGAAACUCACACCGGCGGCCGAAGUGGAAGUGGACUCUCGACUCCUCGCCAGCACCGGUGGAGGAGAGAGAGAAACCAUUAAACCAGCAAGGUAUAAGAUAGAGAAAGUACUGAACCUCGUCUAGAGAGAGAAAUGACGAGGUCUCUAUGGGCAGCUCGGUGUAUCCUUGUGGAGCUCGCCGGAAAUGUCCGAUCACAUGCAAAGAAGAAUUUCGGCGCCAUUUCUUCUCAGAGAGAGCUCGAGGAGAGGGUCCUUGUCUGGUUUCAGCGAAGAGGCAUGGCUGGUUUGGCUAGACCCAGCGCCAGUAGGAAGGUUGCAGAGGAAGAAGAGGAAGAAAGAACGAAGGAAUUGAUGGGGAAGAUAAGGAAUAUUGGUAUCUCUGCUCACAUUGAUUCAGGGAAGACGACACUUACAGAGAGGGUUUUAUUCUAUACGGGCCGAAUUCAUGAGAUCCAUGAGGUGAGAGGGCGCGACGGCGUCGGUGCCAAGAUGGACUCGAUGGACCUAGAGAGAGAAAAGGGCAUCACUAUACAGUCGGCUGCUACUUAUUGCACAUGGAACAACCACCAGAUCAACAUAAUAGACACCCCAGGUCACGUGGAUUUCACGAUUGAAGUCGAAAGAGCUUUGCGUGUCCUUGAUGGAGCCAUACUUGUUCUUUGUAGUGUUGGUGGGGUUCAGAGUCAAUCGAUAACUGUGGACCGCCAAAUGAGAAGAUACGAAGUUCCAAGGCUUGCAUUUAUCAACAAGCUAGAUCGAAUGGGAGCUGAUCCAUGGAAGGUUCUUAACCAGGCAAGGUCUAAGCUCCGACAUCAUAGUGCUGCGAUGCAAGUUCCUAUAGGAUUGGAGGAAGAGUUUCAGGGUCUUGUAGACCUUGUACAAUUGAAAGCAAUUUUCUUUCAUGGUGCCAAUGGAGAGAAAGUUGCCACUUCAGACAUUCCUUCCAAUUUAGAGGCUGUAGUUGCAGAAAAAAGGCGUGAACUAAUUGAAACUGUCUCUGAUGUGGAUGACAAACUGGCUGAAUUGUUUCUUAAUGAUGAUCCCAUAUCACCUGGUGACCUGGAGGCCGCCAUUCGCAGGGCUACAAUAGCUCGCAAUUUUGUACCUGUUUUCAUGGGAAGCGCUUUCAAAAAUAAGGGAGUGCAAACCCUCCUGGAUGGGGUGCUUCACUAUUUGCCUUGCCCCAUUGAAGUUAGUAAUUAUGCUUUGGACCAAACAAAGAAUGAGGAGAAGGUCAUGUUGUCUGGGUCGCCAACUGGACCUCUUGUUGCAUUGGCUUUCAAAUUGGAAGAAGGACGUUUUGGUCAGUUGACCUAUUUGAGAAUCUAUGAGGGUACUAUUCGAAAGGGUGACUUUAUAGUCAAUGUUAACACCGGAAAGAAGAUCAAAGUUCCUCGGCUUGUUCGUAUGCAUUCAGAUGAAAUGGAGGACAUUCAAGAGGCACAUGCUGGCCAAAUUGUCGCUGUAUUUGGUGUAGAUUGUGCAUCAGGUGAUACUUUCACCGAUGGGUCUGUGAGAUACACCAUGACUUCGAUGAAUGUCCCUGAGCCAGUGAUGUCUUUGGCUGUUUCACCUGUAUCUAAAGAUUCUGGAGGACAAUUCUCUAAAGCUUUGAAUCGCUUUCAAAGAGAGGACCCAACUUUUCGUGUUGGUUUGGAUGUUGAAAGUGGUCAGACUAUAAUUUCUGGCAUGGGGGAGCUACAUUUGGACAUUUAUGUUGAACGCAUUCGAAGGGAAUAUAAGGUGGAUGCUGCUGUUGGAAAGCCCCGUGUAAAUUUCCGGGAGACUGUCACACAGCGUGCCGAAUUUGAUUAUCUACACAAAAAGCAAAGUGGAGGGCAAGGACAGUACGGAAGAGUAUGUGGGUAUAUUGAGCCACUGCCAGAGGGAUCUCCUGUUAAGUUUGAAUUUGAGAACAUGAUUAUUGGACAAGCUGUACCAUCAAACUUCAUCCCUGCUAUUGAAAAGGGUUUUAGAGAAGCAUGCAACUCUGGCUCAUUGAUUGGGCAUCCAGUUGAAUACAUAAGGGUGGUCUUGACUGAUGGUGCAUCUCAUACAGUGGAUUCCAGUGAGCUCGCUUUCAAAUUGGCAGCAAUAUAUGCUUUGAGGCAGUGUUAUGGAGCUGCCAAGCCUGUUAUACUAGAGCCCACCAUGCUUGUGGAGUUGAAAGUGCCAACAGAGUUCCAGGGUGCCGUUGCUGGUGAUAUUAAUAAGAGAAAAGGUAUGAUUGUCGGAAAUGAUCAGGAGGGAGAUGACUCUGUAAUCACUGCUCAUGUUCCUCUGAACAAUAUGUUUGGAUAUUCUACUGCCCUUCGCUCGAUGACCCAGGGAAAAGGUGAAUUUACAAUGGAAUACAAGGAACACUUGCCAGUGUCUCAGGAUGUACAAAUGCAGCUAGUAAACAACUACAAAACCACCAAGUCAGUCGAGUAGUCCCUCGGAUAAAUAUCAUACAAAUUAGUUGUAAAAUUUUAUUGAUAAGUGAUGAUAGUAAUUAAGGCUCUAUUUAUAGGACAAAGCAUUUUAAUUGUUCAAUUCUGAGGAUGUAUUUUUUCUCAUGGUGGAGUUUGCGGCUGAUAAAUUUUGUAUAUUUUAUUUUGUUUUUAGGAAAUUUUGGAUUCUAGAACCAAUCUAAGUUUAUUUGAUGAUCCUGUGAUUAUUGCUAUAAUGGAAGAUCUUGUGCCAUUUCCACUUA